This is a messenger RNA of Heterobasidion irregulare TC 32-1, 318 nucleotides long. RefSeq lists its product as uncharacterized. Lineage: Eukaryota; Fungi; Basidiomycota; Agaricomycetes; Russulales; Bondarzewiaceae. Bases 1 to 318 code for a protein of 105 amino acids. The transcript has 2 exons. The record is from RefSeq and is a predicted model, not a curated record.
AUGAAGUCGGGUAGGUCGCUACAUGAGGCACAGCGCGAGCUGCAUACAACCGCCUCCCGAAGAAUACCACUUGGACACCGUGAUGGUCAAGUGGUUCCCUCUAAGAGUGGAUGGCCGGACGUGCAUGUUUCCGACUAUAGAGAAAAAAAGCAACUCACAUCGACUGUUGUAACCGCGCGGGCCGCUGAUCUAAGAACUACUUCGAAGAAAAGGCAGAUGUGUCAAGGGCUCCCAGCCUACACCACUGAACAGCGUAGGUUGGGAGUCCCUGACGCAUCUGCCCUGCGGCCGUUGCUUAUGUUCUUCCGCGCGGGGUGA